Molecule: messenger RNA, 2167 nt
Organism: Neoarius graeffei (lesser salmon catfish)
Lineage: Eukaryota; Metazoa; Chordata; Actinopteri; Siluriformes; Ariidae
Gene: phf11
Product: PHD finger protein 11
Exons: 15
Coding region: 194-1786 (530 amino acids)
Cellular component (GO): nucleus
Molecular function (GO): histone deacetylase binding; histone binding
Source: RefSeq, a predicted model, not a curated record
UUUAAAAUUAAUAUAAUAUUUGCGGUGACACUCGCACGGAUUGUUGUGCCUUUAGCCCGCUGUGCUACAGAAUUGACUUCCGUGUCCGGAGUUGCGCAUGCGCGCGCUGUCGCCGAGAAACCGAAACCGAAGCGGGCUGUUUGUGUGGUCAGUGCUCUGAGAUAUUAGAAGGUGUUUUUAGUCUGUUAUUGCGAUGCGACCAGAAGAGCGGGGUUCUCCUUCAUUAGAUAAACGGUGUAUUCUGUGUAAGAGAACGGAGGAGACUAAAACCACAGGCCCUCUGUCAUGUAAGCAGGGCAUCGCAGCUCACCAGGACUGUUUGCUAUAUGCAUCUGGGAUUUACUGUAAAAACUCUCCCGCCUUUGAUGACCUGUUUGGCUUUGACGUGGAAGAUGUGGAAGAUGAGUACAAAAGAGGAAGAAAACUAAAAUGCUACAAAUGUGGGCUUAAUGGAGCGACAGCUGGGUGUGAGGUUAAAUCCUGUAGACGCUCUUACCAUUACCCAUGUGCCAUUGAGGCUCAUGCAAAAUCUGUGGAGGACCGACAAAUCGGCAUCUUCAAGUUAUAUUGUGAAAAGCAUAAUCCACAUGCUAGCAGUGCUGAAGAAGGUGAUGCUAAAGUAGUUUCUUCUACUUCCGGAUGUAAAAGAUCAGAGAUGAGUCAGCAGGACAACAGUUGUAGGGGAUCUGAGAGUGACUCUGAAACACCAACAAGAAGAAGCCUGAAUAGGAAAAGGAAAUAUAUGGACAUUUAUUCUUCUGACUCAGAUGAAACUCAGAGUGUGAUUGAUCCAAAUUUAGGACCAAUAGAAUCAGACCAGGAGGAUAACACACCUCCAAUAGACAAUAUGUUGUGUCACAAUAGUGAAACUGCUGUCAUUGAAUGCUUUGAUGAUGGAAGCAGGGACAAUAAGGAGCCUCGACAAGGAGUUGCUCUGGCUUCUAGUGGUGGUUGUGGUGAUGGUGGUGGUGAAGAUGAAGCUUCUAGAGAUUCGGAUUCUGAGUCUCAGAGUCUGUUACUAACAGAGUACUGCCAAGAGAACGUGCCAAUCACUGUUAUUGCAGAUUCAGGACCUUCCACUGAAUCAAUUGCAGAGAACAGCCCUGACCCCUGCUCCCCUGUUGCACCAAGCCCAGCAGACCCUGCUUUGAGUAACUUGGAUCAGUCUGUCUCUGCCCCUGAGCAGGUCGUAGCCCUUCACUCCAACAUCACCAUUCUACCAAACCCACCUGUUCCUGCCUGCCCAUCUCUCGACUCCCUUCCAUCCGAUGCCAAUGGUGAAUCCUCAAGUGUGAAAGAAGCUUCAUGUGGCGACCCUUCUCUGAAACUUGAACGCUGUGCAUCUCGGAACCAACCACCUGUACAAAUGACAGAUGAGCUACCAGGAUGUCAUGUAAAGCACCCUUGUGAUAAUCCAUUAGACCUUACAGCACCAGAAGGGUGCCUCAUGGCACAUGUUCAGGGUGGUAAACCUGUAGACCAGGUGGCCGUGUCGAACUCAAGUGCUGCCCUCUUCUGGAGGAGAUGUAACGAGGUGGGCUGCACACAGGCUAUAUUCACAGAGCUCACACGUCAGCUCACUAACUUGGCUGAGAGGGUGCAGAACCAGCAUGCCACACAACAGGAUUAUGCUGUCUCUCUCAGGAUACUGGAGGCAUCAGGGAAGCUCCCUGCAAUAUUCAGACAAAUGGAGCAAGAUUUUGAAGAUCAAGAAAUACAGCUGCAGAGAAAGAAAGAGGCAUUAAGAGAUGCCAAGGCAGUGCUUGACCAGAAUCAAUUUAGCUGACGUUAAUUAUUUUUUGAGUCACUUUUUAAAAAAUCUUGUAUAUUACACAUUAUUUUCUCUCUUUUUUUAGAUUUUUUAAUUAAUUUUAUAUCAAGCUUGAAUUCCUACUGUGCAUAUACUCAUGUUUAGCUUUACAUGCUUAAGGGUGCAUUACAGCUCUGUGAGUGUGGUCUGCUUACGCUAAGGGAAGGAAAAGUGCCUUGGAUUUUUUUUAUACAUGUGUGUCUCGUAUUUUUCAUGAUAUAUAAUUGCAUUAGUUAGCCCUUAUACCAGUGGCAAAUGAUUUGAGAGUAGUCGGCAUGCCAUUAGACGUAGAUUCCUCAAUGUGCCAUUUGUUCAUAUUGGUUUGCACUUGUUUUAAUUAAAAUUAUUUCUAAAUUA